UGCGGACAGUCGUCGGUGAAGAGCACACCUCUCUUCCCGAACUAUCAUCAGACCUUGGGUCUCUUCCCCCUCCAUUCGCCUCUGUGGUAGGCGCGGGCCCUCCCGGUAACAAUGGCGAAAGGCUUCCUGAGCCAUCUCAAAGGCAUCGACGCAUUCGGCAAGACCGCGGAGGAUGUCAAGGUCAAGACACGGACGGGCGCUCUGCUGACCUUGAUUGCUGCGAGCAUUAUCCUAGCCUUCACCACCCUCGAAUUCUUCGACUACCGCAAAGUCAUCAUCGACACAUCGGUCACGGUUGACCAGAGCAGAGGGGAGCGUCUGACGGUCCGCAUGAACGUCACCUUCCCCCGCGUGCCCUGCUACCUCCUUAGUGUCGAUGUCACCGACAUUUCUGGCGACGUCCAGCGCGACGUUUCUCACAACAUGCUCAAGACGCGCCUCGACAAGGACGGCAAGGCCAUCCGCGGCGCCCACACCGCCGAGCUUCGCAACGAGAUCGACAAGCAGAACGAGCAGCGCGGCGCCGACUACUGCGGCUCCUGCUACGGCGGCCUGCCCCCCGCGAGCGGCUGUUGCAACACCUGCGAGGAGGUCCGCACCGCGUACGUCAACCGCGGCUGGAGCUUCAACAACCCGGACUCGAUUGAGCAGUGCAAGAACGAGGGCUGGGCGGACAAGCUGCGCGAGCAGGCGAAUGAGGGCUGCAAUAUUGCUGGCCGGCUGCGCAUAAACAAGGUUGCGGGGAAUAUUCACCUGUCCCCAGGCCGCUCCUUCCAGACGGGCGGGCGCAACGUCUACGAGCUGGUCCCGUACCUGCGCGACGAUGGCAACCGACAUGACUUCUCGCACACGAUCCACAGCCUGUCGUUCGAGGGUGACGAUGCAUACGACAACCGCAAGCGCGAGACAUCGAAGGAGAUGCGCCAGCGCAUGGGCCUCAGCUCAAAUCCUCUCGACGGCACCGUACGGGUGACAAAUAAAGCACAGUACAUGUUCCAGUACUUCGUGAAGGUCGUCUCGACGAAGUUCCGACCUCUCAACGGCCGGACCGUCAACUCGCACUCCUACUCGGUCACGCACUUCGAGCGCGACCUCACGGACGGCGGGCAGGCGCAGACCGGCCAGAACGUCCAGGUCCAGCAUGGCGUCACCGGCCUCCCGGGCGCGUUCAUCAACUUCGACGUCUCGCCCAUACAGCUCGUGCACACGGAGUGGCGGCAAUCGUUCGCGCACUUCGUCACAUCAACCUGCGCCAUCGUCGGCGGUGUGCUCACCGUGGCCUCGCUGCUCGACAGCGUUCUCUUCGCGACGAGCAAGGCUUUGAAGAAGAGCGGGCACACGAACGGCAAGCUCAUGUAACUAUGCACCAUGUACAUAUAUUUAUGCUGUCGGAAUGCUAUGCGUGCUGGCUGGGUCUUUCGUUCCUUUCC
Molecule: messenger RNA, 1430 nt
Organism: Schizophyllum commune H4-8
Lineage: Eukaryota; Fungi; Basidiomycota; Agaricomycetes; Agaricales; Schizophyllaceae
Product: DUF1692-domain-containing protein
Exons: 6
Coding region: 112-1359 (415 amino acids)
Biological process (GO): endoplasmic reticulum to Golgi vesicle-mediated transport; retrograde vesicle-mediated transport, Golgi to endoplasmic reticulum
Cellular component (GO): endoplasmic reticulum; endoplasmic reticulum membrane; COPII-coated ER to Golgi transport vesicle
Source: RefSeq, a predicted model, not a curated record